GAUGACAAUCGGAGCUCUAAUUUUCAUAGCAGUCCAAGUAGAGUGUACUCCAAGCGUCGUUUAGUUUUCUCUGAUUAUAUCUUAGAGAACAGCUAUGGCACCAAGAAGAGUGGGUGGUAGCAGAAGGGAUGCUGCAUUGGAUGCUAUGCGUGCAUUUGGGUUUGAGGACAGUCUAACUAGGAAAACACUCAAUGAGCUACUCAAGGUUUAUGGUAAAGAUGGAUGGCCUUUUAUCGAGACAGAUUGUUACAAGGUCUUGACUGAGGCUAUUCUGGACACUCUCGAUCAGAAACAGCUUGAGCAGGACCAUGAAAAUCUAAUUGAUAACAAGCCUCAACAGGAUGAUGAUAAUCUCGUUCAACUUCUGCCUGAUCAAGACCAUUUCAACAAAGCUCUGCCUGGCCUCCUAAUAGCUGACCGCCCACAUGCAGAUGAAACUCAAGAUCAGGACAAUGUUACACCAAAGAUUAAUGAAUCAGAUGUUGCUUGUGGAGAUCGUGUGCAGGAACUCUCGGUGCAAGUUCUGCAAGCUGAAGACUUCGCUGUCGGGAGAUGUCCAGAAGGCCAGAAACAACUUGAGCAGCAACACGGCAAUCUAAUCGAUAACCAGCCUCAACAGGACAAUAAUAAUCACAUUGAGCUUCAGCCUGAUAAAGACCAUUUCCCAGAAGUGCUGCCUGACCUUCUGAUAACUGACCGUCCACACAUAGAUGAAUCACUAGAUCAGGAUGAAAUUGCACCACAGAUUGAUGAGUUACAGGUUGGUUGCGGAGAUCAUGUGCAGGGAAGGUUGGAGAAAGUGCUGCAAGCUGAUGAAGUCCAUUUUGCUGUGAGGAAAUGUUCAGCACACCAAGCCAUCAAUCCAAAGCCUGAAACAUGUGUGGCUGAUGAUAUUGCCAAGGAAGGUGCAGACAUGCCGAGGCGUAAACCAUGCUUUGGAUGGAUUAGUGAUGAGGAAGAAGAUGACUACAUCAUUCUGAAACGAUCAAACCAGUGACUUCUGCUAUUGUUACCGACUCCAUAAAAUAUAUAGUUAUUUUUGGUGUUGCACCAAAUGAUUACAUAUUCACUGAAUUAUAUUCUUGAUUUUUGGAACAAAAGGUACUUAUCUGGUCAGAGAGAAGAUAUAUAAUAAACAUUGGGUUUUUCAUUGACAAAAGCAACAA
This is a messenger RNA of Daucus carota subsp. sativus, 1166 nucleotides long. RefSeq lists its product as uncharacterized. The record is from RefSeq and is a predicted model, not a curated record. Lineage: Eukaryota; Viridiplantae; Streptophyta; Magnoliopsida; Apiales; Apiaceae. The transcript has 5 exons. Bases 95 to 997 code for a protein of 300 amino acids.